Messenger RNA from Pollicipes pollicipes, 5008 nucleotides. Its product is annotated as DNA polymerase alpha catalytic subunit. Gene Ontology annotation, cellular component: alpha DNA polymerase:primase complex. The coding region runs from base 140 to 4498 and encodes 1452 amino acids. The transcript has 29 exons. Gene Ontology annotation, biological process: lagging strand elongation; mitotic DNA replication initiation; DNA replication. NCBI's taxonomy places the organism in Eukaryota, Metazoa, Arthropoda, Thecostraca, Pollicipedomorpha, Pollicipedidae. Gene Ontology annotation, molecular function: chromatin binding; single-stranded DNA binding; nucleotide binding. The record is from RefSeq and is a predicted model, not a curated record.
GAUACGGUCUUUGCGGACGCUCAGAUCGCUUUUGGCGGGGUUUUUGAGGCUUUGCGCCGCAAUCCCAAAUUUAUCGCGGCAUUUUAGCCUGGUUAUUGGAAACAUUCCAUCACUUUGAUCCUUGCUGAAGUCGUGAAAUAUGUCGGAAUCAAAUGGUGAUGCUGGGCUGGCUUCGGGCCGGUCGCGGCGGCAGCGGCGAGAGAACACCGGCCGCUCGGCGGCGCUGGACAAGAUCAGGCGCGGCCAGAAGAACAAGUGUGAGGUGACAGAGGCGGCCGACAGCGUGUACGACAUGGUGGACGAGCGCGAGUACUCGCGCCGCGUACAGGAGCGGCUCGAGGACGACUGGAUCAUUGAUGAUGGCGGCGGCGACGGCUACGUGGAGGACGGCCGCGAGAUAUUCGAUGACGACAUCGUGGACGACGGAGCCAGCGACGCAGCCAAGGCCAAGCGCAAGUCCAACAGUCGGGUGCGUGACCCGGCGCAGCCCAAGAAGAGCAACAUCCGCGACAUGCUUCUCAGCAUGCCCAGCAAGAAGAGCAAGCGUGACGUGAAGCUGGAGGAGGACGAGGACCUGCAAGGUAUCCUGCAGGACAUCAAGUCAUCACCGGCCAUCGGCGUGCGACCGGCGCAGCUGAAGCGCAAGUCGACGCCCAGCGCGCCCCCGACGAAGAAGCUGCCGCUGGUCCCAGCGCCGCUGCGCGCGUCGACGACUCUGAAGACGACGCCCGUGGCUCGGGAGCCGCCGCCGCCGCGGGCGGACAGGCCGCGGCCCGGCGCACAGCCGGCAACGAGCGAGCCGGCGUCGCAGCUGAUCGAGGACGCUCCGGCCACGCAGGACAUCGAGGCAGACAAGCGGGCCGAGCGGGAGGCGGUGGACGCGCUCAUCCAGGACGACGACUCCAUGUUCGAGAGCAUCGACCUGCCGGAGGAGGAGCCGGAGCCUGCCGCGCCGACCGUCAAGGAUGAGCCCCCGCAGGAGCCGGCCGCCGAGGUGACCUCGGACUGGAUGCGCACCGCGAGCCUCUGCGUGGAGCCGCCGCCCGCCGCCGACACCCUGGUGGACGCGUCCUCACUGCCGCUGGUCACCAACGCCGACGGCGAACAGGUGCUGCGGUUCUUCUGGCUGGACGCGUACUGCGACAACGCGGCCACCGGCAGUGUAGUGUACCUGUUCGGCCGGGUCUGGGUCGAGUCGGCCGGUGGCUACGUCUCCUGCUGUGUCCGCGUCAGCAACGUGCCGAGGCGCGUCUUCCUCCUGCCCAGAGCCAGGCGGCUGAACCCCAAGACGAGAGUCGAGGGAGACGAGAUUACGAUGAAGGAUGUGUAUGAUGAGUUCAACUCCAGAGUGGCCAACCGGUUCAAGAUCGCCGAGUUCCGCUCCAAGGUCUCCACCAUGAACUACGCCUUCGAGAAGUUCGACGUGCCCAACCAGGCCGACUAUCUGGAGGUCAUGUACUCGUCGUCGUACAGCGCGCUGCCGCAGAACCUGGAGGGCGAGACGUUUAGCCACGUGUUCGGCACCAACACCAACACGCUGGAGGCCUUCCUCAUCGGCAACAAGGUCAAGGGACCGUGCUGGCUGGAGGUCAAGAAGCCCACGAUCCCUCAGCAGAAGCUCAGCUUUUGCACCAUCGAGGCGGCGGCCAGUAUGCCACUGCCGGGCCUGGUGUCGGCGCACUCGGCGCCGCCGCCGCCGCUCACCGUGCUCACGCUGGCCACGCGCACCGUGGUGAGCGCGCGCUCUCACCAGAGCGAGCUGGUCAUGAUCUCCUGCCUGGUGCACAAGCAGUUCCGACUGGACGGCGCCGCGCCGACGCCGCUCUUCCAGCAGCAUUUCUGCGCCGUCACCAAGCCGGCAGACGCAGCCUGGCCGUACGACUUCGACAAGCAGCUGGCGGGCUUCAGCGACACCACAGUCCGCAAGUGUAUGAACGAGAAGGCACUCAUUUCGUUCUUCCUUGCGAAGAUGAACAAGCUGGACCCAGACCUGGUGGUCGGCCACAACGUGUACGGCUUCGACCUGGACGUGCUGCUCAGCCGCUGCCGCCUGCUGAAGCUGAACAACUGGGCGCACAUGGGCCGCCUGCGACGCUCGGCUGACGUCCUCUUCAAAUCGAAAUUCUCGGACGACACGGUGCGUCGGAGCGCGCUGUGCGGCCGGCUGCUCUGCGACACCUUCCUCUCGGCCAAGGAGCUGACGCGCCAGAAGAGCUAUGACCUGCCGGAGCUGUGCCGCACCGUGCUGCGUCUGCCGCCCGCCGAGAUCGUGGAGGUGUCUCAGGAGCGCGUGGCCGGCAUGUUCUCGGCGUCGCGCUCCAUCCUGCAGCUGGUGACGCUGACCAUGCAGGAGGCGCACAACGCCGGCCGCGUGCUGGCAGAGCUCAACGCCCUGCCGCUGGCGCUGCAGAUCACGCGUCUGGCCGGUAACCUGAUGUCACGGACUUUGCUCGGCGGCCGGGCGGAGCGCAACGAGUUCCUGCUGCUUCAUGCCUUCACCGAGCGGGGCUACAUCGUGCCCGACAAACAGUGGGGCAAGAAGAAGUUCCCGCGGGCGCCCGAGCCUGGCGGCGAUGAGGAGCCGGCGGAGGCGGCGGCUGACCCGAGGGCGCGCCGGAAGCCCAAGUACGGCGGCGGGCUGGUGCUCGACCCCAAGAAGGGCUUCUACGACCGCUACAUCCUGCUCAUGGACUUCAACUCGCUCUACCCCAGCAUCAUCCAGGAGUACAACAUCUGCUUCACCACGCUGCCGCGGCUGCCGGCCGCGCAGCACGAGGAGGGGGACGAGGUGGCGCUGGACAUGCCGGCCGACGACCUGGAGACGGGCGUGCUGCCGCUGGAGAUCAAGAAGCUGGUGGAGCGGCGGCGCGAGGUCAAGAAGCUGAUGAAGGACCCCAAGACCAACCCCGAGGACACGCUCCAGCUGGACGUGCGACAGAAGGCGCUGAAGCUGACGGCCAACAGCAUGUACGGCUGCCUCGGCUUCGAGUCGUCCCGCUUCUACGCCAAACAUCUGGCGGCGCUCAUCACAGCCAAGGGCCGCGACAUCCUGCUGCAGACCAAGUCGCUGGUGGAACGCAUGGACCUGGAAGUGGUGUACGGCGACACCGACUCCAUCAUGAUCAACUCGCGCCAGCUCAACUUUGACCAGGUCAUGGAGCUCGGCAAAGAGAUCAAACGUGAGGUCAACAAGCUGUACAAGCUGCUGGAGCUGGACGUGGACGGCCUGUACCGUUACAUGCUGCUGCUGAAGAAGAAGAAGUACGCGGCGGUGGCGGCUAGCCGCGGCCCUGACGGUGUCAUCCAGUACACACGCGAGCUGAAGGGCCUGGACAUCGUGCGCCGGGACUGGAGCAAGAUUUCGGCCAGCUGCGGCAUGUACGUGAUCGACCAGAUCUUCUCGGCGCUGGAGCACGACGAGAAGCUGGAGCGGAUCCAUGCUCACCUGGAGGCGGUGCGGGCGCGCCUGGAGCAGGGCGACGUGCCUCUGGCGGACCUGGCUAUUACCAAGGAGCUGAAGAAGAACCCGGAAGAGUACGCCGACAAGAAGGGCCAGGCGCACGUUAACGUGGCGCUGCGCGUGAACUCGCGCGGCGGCAAGAAGCUGCGGCGUGGUGACACGGUCCAGUACAUCAUCUGCAAGGACGGCAGCGGUCUGGAGCCGAUGCAGCGCGCCUACGCGCUGGAGGAGGUGGCGACCGGCGGCGGCGCACUGCCCGUCGACACCGAGUACUACCUGGCCGGCCAGGUGCACCCCGUCGUCAGCCGGCUGGUGGAGCCGCUCGAGGGCACCGACGCCGCCCGGCUCGCGCAGGCGCUCGGACUGGACCCGAGCAAGUUCCGACAGCACGUGGCGCGCCAGGAGGACGGCGACGAGGCGCAGCGCGCGCUGGCUGGCCUCUCGGAGGCGCAGCGGUACGCCGCCUGCGCGCCGCUCCUGGUGCGCUGUGUCGGUUGCCAGCAGGAGCAGAAGUUCGCCGGCGUGUUCAUAGAGGGCGGGCAGGAACUGCGCCUGGCGCGCUGCGAGAACGCAGCAUGCGACGCCGUGCCCGUGCAGUACCUGCCGCUUAUCGUCAACAAGCUGCGCAUGGACAUCCGGUCUGCCAUACAUCGUUACCUGCAGGGGGUGCUUUACUGCGAGGAUCCCGGCUGCCCGCACGAGACCACCCGCAUACCGUUCGCGUUCGAGCGGGGAUUCCCCGUCUGUGAGCUGUGUCACAAGGCGGUGCUCAUACCGAAGUAUGACGACCGAGCCCUGUAUAAUCAGCUGUGCUUCUACCAGCACAUGUUCGACCUCAAGAAGGCCUUGGAUGAUCUCGACGUCAAACAGAAGCAGACGGCGCGGCGCGCGGCUGGCUUCGCGGCCCUGGAGGCGGCCUACGGCACGCUGCAAGCCGAAGUGGACGCCGCGCUCCGGCUCAGCAACUACUCCCACAUCGACCUGGGCCUGCUGUUCCAGGACAUGGUGAUCCGGCCGGUCGUCAAGCGGGAGGCCUAGAUUUGGGGUGGGGCGUCGCGGAGAGGUGCGUUCGGUUCUGACUUCAGCUUCAAUGUUGUGAUGUCACAGACCGCAAGACUGGUGGGAGUUUUUUGGCCGUGAAUUGGCAACGAUUGCUCAAAAUGCGGCUUGUUAGGAAAGCUACACAUUCGUGCCGGACAUUUUAAAACACGCGUGCUAGUUUUGACUGUCUGAGUACUUUUUGUGAGACGUGCCGUAGAAGAGUGGCCACGUGAUCCUGUGGGAUAUCCUCGGAGUGGCAGGGAUGUAGGGUUGUUUGAAAAGCUUCGUCACUGGGGCACGUUUCGUCAUUGACUGCGCCGUAGCUUGGGAGGCGGUUCUCGUGACAGUGUUCCGGAUGAGCCCUAUGCUUGCUUUGACGGGAAUGAAUGCUGGACGACAUCUCGGUCGCAGUCGUCUCACCCUUGUGAAUUAUAUCAUCGAAGUCGCCGUGUUUGCGCCAUGACCGCGUGUAAAUAUACGUGGGGCAUCACCUACGAGUGUGCCGAA